GGCAUGGACACGGGCACCGCUAUACCAGCAACUGCGGCCGCCGCUGACGCAACCGGAAGAUAUGCUGGCAGCAACAGCGCAGGUGGGGGCACUGGCGGCAUUGGCGGCAACACUGCCGGCGUUGGAGGACAGUCAGUCGGCGCCGCAGGAGCCACUGCCGGCACCGAGCAGCAGAAGAAGGCAGCGGCGGCCAAGAAUGCUCGUGACGCGCUUCUGGCGGCUGUCCGCGGCGACAUCAACGCUAUACAAGCGGCGCUAGGACAGAUCCUCAAGAAUGCAGCCCGCCAGGGCCGGGGCGGCCUGGGUGCGGGCGGCAGUGAAGAUAUGGCUGCCCUCGCCGCAGCAGCAGCGGAGGACCGGGAGAAGCUGAAGCAGCUCCAGGAUCUCGUGAUGGCGCUCAUGAAGGAGCAGAAGGGCGCAAAGGACGACGCCGCGGCUGCCCGGACGGCAGCGGAGGCGGCAGCGGAUCGGGCCGAGCAGAUGGAGGUCGAGGUGGCGGCGGCCACCGCUGCGGCAUCAGCUGCAGCCGCCGCUGCCGCAGCUGCUGUCGCAUCGGCGCCAACGAUGGAGAGCGCAGAUGGCGACUUUGCGGCGGAGCCGGCAGGCAGAGCGUCUUCGCCAACGGCGACGGCAGCUGGCGCGGCGCGGCGUGCCAAGGCUGCGGUGAGCGGCAACCCAUCUGGCGGAUCUGGAUCCGUAUACGGGGCGGCCAGCGUGGAUAAGUCAGCAGCCGCCAUGGAUGGCCCAUCCGCCUCGGAUGACUUAUCACGAAUGGCCGCGUCACUUCCCGCAGCUCUGGCGGAGCUGGAUAAGCGCAUCCAGGAGCUGCAGAACCGCCCGGCCGAGGUGGGGGCCCCGUCAGUGGCAGCAAACAAGGCGGGCAGUGGCAAGACAGGAGCGGCGACGUCACAGGCGGCCAAGUCGGUGGCAGCCGCGGCUGCGGAGCUGGCGGCGGCGACUGGCGCCAUUACCGCCCGCAACCGGCAGCUGGGCGACCAGGUCAAGGCGAUGGAGGAGCAGCUGAAGCAGCUGCUGGCCAACGUAGCCAAGCUGCCAGAGCAGGGCCCCGGCAAGGAUGGCGCAGCAGGUGCAGUCGGCGCAGGAGGUGCAGUCGGCGCAGCAGGUGCAGUCGGCGCAGCAGGUGCAGUCGGCGCAGGAGGUGCAGUCGGCGCAGGAGGUGCAGUCGGCGCAGCAGGCAGCGGCUCUCCUAUCGAGCAGCAGAAGGCCGCUGCGGCCAAGGAUGCUCGUGACGCGCUUCUGGCGGCUAUCCGCGGCGACAUCAACGCCAUCCAAGCGGCCCUGGGACAGAUCCUCAAGAAUGCAGCCCGCCCGGGCCGGGGCGGCCUGGGUGCGGGCGGCAGUGAAGAUGUGGCCGCCCUCGCCGCCGCAGCAGCGGAGGACCGGGAGAAGCUGAAGCAGCUCCAGGAUCUCGUGAUGGCGCUACAAGACGAUGCUGCAGCUGCCCGGGCAGCGGCAGAGGCCGCGGCGCAGCGAGCAGAGCAGAUGGAAGUUGAAGUUGCAGCCGCCGCUGCCGCAGCGUCGGCGGCGGCGGCCGCCGCUGCAGCGGCAGUCGCGUCCGCCCCACCGGCGGAGGCCGAAGAAGAAAGCGAAGCCGCGAAUGCGGAGGGCUCGCUGUCCUCACCAACGGGAGCGGCAACAGCAGAUCCCAAGGUCGCGGCUAGACCUGGAGUUGGGAAGGCUGGACCGGGCGGUAAGAAGGCCGCUGGAUAUGAUGGCAGCGGUGGUGGCAAUGCCAGUAGCUCAUCAGCCGCCGUAGGUGGCCCAUCCGCCUCGGAUGACUUGUCCCGCAUGGCCGCGUCACUUCCCGCAGCCCUGGCAGAGCUGGAUAGGCGCAUCCAGGAGCUGCAGAACCGCCCAGCAGAGGUGGUAGGGACAAUUGGGUCGGGAACAGCGGCAGGUGGAGGUUCCAGUGGUGCCAGCGCGAAUGCAGGCAAGGUGGAUACCAAGGCAGGAGCGGCGCCAUCGGCAGCGACGUCACAGGCGGCCAAGUCGGUGGCAGCCGCGGCUGCGGAGCUGGCGGCGGCGACUGGCGCCAUUACCGCCCGCAACCGGCAGCUGGGCGACCAGGUCAAGGCGAUGGAGGAGCAGCUGAAGCAGCUGCUGGCCAACGUAGCCAAGCUGCCAGAGCAG
This is a messenger RNA of Volvox carteri f. nagariensis, 2151 nucleotides long. RefSeq lists its product as uncharacterized. The record is from RefSeq and is a predicted model, not a curated record. The transcript is spliced from 3 exons. The annotation marks the transcript as partial. Lineage: Eukaryota; Viridiplantae; Chlorophyta; Chlorophyceae; Chlamydomonadales; Volvocaceae.